AUGUAUGUGAAAUUGGUUGAGACAGCAAUGUUUUACUAUGUAAAAUGUAAAAAAAAAAAAUGACAUUUUUUAAAAUUUUUAAAUUUCCCGCCGCCGGCGGCUGCGGCGCCCGUACGUCCCGACGUCACAGGGACAGGACACAGAAGCUGGAUGCCGGCAUCGGCCGGAGGAGAUGGCCGGGGACGCUGCAGGGGACACAUCGUGGGAGCGCAGGGUAAGGUAAGUGAAGAACACAUGCCGGAGCAGUGCCGCAGGGUAAGCCCGAGUGUAGCUCGGGGUUACCGCUUUUGCUACACUCGGGAAUACCGCCAAGGAGGU
Molecule: messenger RNA, 318 nt
Organism: Staurois parvus
Lineage: Eukaryota; Metazoa; Chordata; Amphibia; Anura; Ranidae
Source: the annotation of a GenBank genome assembly